AAAAAAUUUGAUAUUAUUAGGAAAAAAAAAAAAUUUUAAAAACUGUGAGUGUAAAAUUGUAUAAAUUUAUCUUUACUUGAGUAGAGAAUUUAAGUACGAUCGAAUAAUAUACAAGAAGCCAGGAGAAAAUUGAGAAAAAAGGUUUUAAUGAAUCCAAUGAGUUGUGUUAUUUUUUUUAAUUUUGAUUUGAGAUGAAUGGUCUCUGAGUGUAAUAUUGCCACAAGGAAGAUUACAUCAGGCGAACGACCAAUUGAUGUUAUUUAAUCAAAUAGGAAACACUUGUGCCUUUUUCUGAUGCAAUAUAACGGGCCAAUUUGCUAGUGGUUUUCAUUGUGAAUAUCAUAUUCAAUUGUUUCUACAAUAUGAAUGCUUUUAGAAUUUUACAAAAAGCUGGAUCUACUUCUAAUAGACGAGGAAAUCGAUUUUUUAAAAGACCUCAUUGCUCCGCUAAUUGGAAAAUGCCUGGGCAAUUGGAAGAAGUCAAGGGGAAGCGAGCAACUUUUGGCAUGGGUUGCUUUUGGGCGGGAGACUCUUUAUUUGGAGCAACACCUGGUGUAAUUCGCACUUGCGUCGGUUAUGCUGGUGGUAGCAAGGAAAAUCCAACCUACAGAAAUAUUGGAGAUCACACGGAAGUCAUUGACAUUGAAUAUGAUCCUGAAAUCAUUUCGUUUUGUCAGCUUCUUCAUUUAUUCUGGAACAAUCAUGAAUACGGUUUAACUAGAAAAAUUAAGACCCAGUACAUGUCAUUGAUUUUGUACCACGACGAAGAACAGAGGAUAUCAGCUGAAAAGUCACGAGACCACGAGCAAAGAGAGCGUGGCGAACAAUUGAUAACUAAAAUUAAGGAAUUUCAAAAGUUUUAUCCAGCCGAAGACUAUCAUCAAAAAUAUCGAUUGCAAGAUCAUCCAUGGCUUCUUGAAACUCUUGGAAUUACAAAUUCAGAAUUAUUAAGAACAUCGCCAAUUGCGGCAAAACUUAAUGGAUAUUUAGCUGGUGCAGUGUCUUACGAACAAUUUAAAGAAGAUCUACCACGACUUGGUUUUAGUGAAAAAGUAGUUGAAUACGUUAGCAAAAUUGUUAUUGAAAAACAAAAUAGUGGCUUAUACUGUUAGCAUAUUUAUGUGCAAAUUAUGUCCACCAAUUUUGUUUUAAUUACUAAUACGACGUAGGCAAAUUCCGAAUUCUUUUCAAUAUCGAAUUUUUUGCCUGAUUACAUUUUAAUUCGAAAAAUGUUGUGAGUAGUGGAGAUAUCUUUAUAUUAUUAGUAAUUAAUUCCAGAUUACGUAUUUUAGAAAUAAAGGAAAUUUAAUAUUUUGUCAAUAAAGAUAUCUUACUGCGUAAAAAACUUUAAAAAUAAAUUAUCAAUAAAUCGAAUAGUAUUUGAAUAGGCAUCUAUGUAAUUGAUAUAGAUUGCUUCAUUUAGCGAUCAAGAUAAUAGAAUUUAGAAACAAAAAAAGAAGAUAUAAUCUCUUUGAUUAUGUCUUUUGUUUUUAAAUGAUUGGUAGUUGAACCAAUGAUGAUAAUAAAUAUAAUUCAUUUUA
Messenger RNA from Leptopilina boulardi, 1541 nucleotides. It is a transcript of the gene MsrA, whose product is annotated as peptide methionine sulfoxide reductase. The record is from RefSeq and is a predicted model, not a curated record. The coding region runs from base 363 to 1112 and encodes 249 amino acids. NCBI's taxonomy places the organism in Eukaryota, Metazoa, Arthropoda, Insecta, Hymenoptera, Figitidae. Gene Ontology annotation, molecular function: peptide-methionine (S)-S-oxide reductase activity. The transcript has 6 exons.